This is a messenger RNA of Lachancea nothofagi CBS 11611, 1350 nucleotides long. The record is from the annotation of a GenBank genome assembly. Lineage: Eukaryota; Fungi; Ascomycota; Saccharomycetes; Saccharomycetales; Saccharomycetaceae.
AUGGGCGGCACUGCUACGAACAAGAUCCGGAACGAGGAGUUCAAGUUAUGGAAGAAAGCGGUACCUUCGCUGUACCAGCACAUCUCGACUUUCAAGCCAUCGUACACGACGCAGUUUGAGUCGGUCGAAAAAAUUCCGAAGGUGGUAGCGUUCACUCACAAAAUAGCACCAGAUCGAGACAAUGGCACCAUGACGGCGUCGAUGCUGUGUUCCCAGGGUAGCGAUAUCUACGAAGUCGAGUUCCAGUUGCCGCUCGGCUUGCAAUCUACCAGUGAGAACUUGAAGGACCCGCAGUACGGCGCUGGGUUUGCACGGGCAUCGCAAACCGGGAAUGCGGAGCCCAAAUGGACCUACCAGGGCGAGACCAUUACAAAACUGGAAUAUGUGGGCGGUCCGCACGCCGAUGCCGUGGUGAUGACCGCUAGCGGGUCCCUGGCGUGGUUCAAAGAAGAUUGCAAAGUGCCUGUGUAUGUGAUGGAAGAGCUAGUCGGACCCUCAACGAGUUUUUCUCGAAUUCACAACCAAAGUCAAAGCAGCAGACCAAACGCGGACUUCGCAGUAUCAGAAAACGUCGAGACUUUAGUGAAAUCCCAGCCGAGCGCAUCAUCCGGCUCUGGGGAUGACGAACACAGUCUCUUGAAAAUAGUCGACAAUGCGCAGUCGCCCGGCCAACUGAUCCGAACCAUUGCCAUACCGAAGACUUCUGUUACUCCAGUGAUACGAUUUCAUGACAACCACAUGUUCAGCACUUGCUCGGACGAUAGUACGGUGAGGUUCUUCGACGUGAGGGGGGAUGGCAAACCACUUUGGUCAAUGACAGACCCACACGAUGGCAAACUUGGGUGCUUGGAUGUGUCGCCGGUCCUGGAGACCUUAUUUGUUACUGGAUCUGAUACUGGCACUUUGAAGCUAUGGGACCUCAGAACAAUAGUAGCCUGUAAUGAGACUAAAGAGGAGCCUAAAGAAAUUGCGAAGCUAUAUCAUUCUGCAGCCGACCCGGUAGUUGACGUCAAAUUCGGGACUUCCUCGCCCACAGAGUUUUUGUCCGUAGGUGGUUCUGGAAAUGUUUACCACUGGGAUCUGGAGCCCAUUUUCGUGCGAGAAAACGACGAAGACGACGAAAUGGUUGACCAAGAAGAGUUGCAGCAGCAGUGUCUGAAAUUCAUGCACACCGGCGGCGGGAGAAGGUUUGCAGAUAAUUACAAUCAGCGAGAAACAGUAGCAUGGCACCCGAUCAUAAGCGGUCUCGUGGGAUGUGUUGACCCAGAUGGUCUUUUGACUGUCUACAAAGGAUUUUACGGCAGGGAACAAGAAUCUGGAUCCCUAAGCGAGAACGAGGAUGAGGCCUGA